This is a messenger RNA of Dreissena polymorpha, 6114 nucleotides long. RefSeq names its product intraflagellar transport protein 172 homolog. Lineage: Eukaryota; Metazoa; Mollusca; Bivalvia; Myida; Dreissenidae. The transcript has 43 exons. Gene Ontology annotation, cellular component: intraciliary transport particle B; ciliary basal body; axoneme. Gene Ontology annotation, molecular function: protein binding. Gene Ontology annotation, biological process: intraciliary transport. The record is from RefSeq and is a predicted model, not a curated record. The coding region runs from base 139 to 5400 and encodes 1753 amino acids.
GAUUCGAAUAUACGGAUUAUUAACACGUAAAACUGACAUUCCAAACAUCAGAAAUUGUCUGUGAGAAGGAAAUAUUAAAUUUAGAUUGAUUAUUCAUAUUUCUAAGGUGCAUGAGGUUGACAGUUACAAGGUUCGAAGAUGAGUAUGCAAUUAAAGCAUAUGCGUACGCUGCUGCCUCCACAGGAUGGAGCAGCUAAGAUAUGUGCAUUGGCCUGGGCUCCUAACAACCUGAAGUUCGCAGUGUGUACAUCAGACAGAGUUAUAUUACUGUUUGAUGAGCAGGGAGAAAAACGUGAUAAGUUUUCUUUGAAGCCUGCUGAUGCAAAGUAUGGGAAAAGUAGCUAUACAGUAAAAGGCAUUGCCUUUUCUUCCUGCUCCACCAAGCUGGCUAUUGGACAGACAGACAACAUUGUGUAUGUCUACAAAGUUGGUGAUGACUGGGGAGAGAAGAAGGUGAUCUGUAACAAGUUCAUCCAGCAGAGUGCUGUAACUUGCCUCAUCUGGCCUCCUGAGCAGGCCAUUGUAUUUGGUCUUGCUGAUGGCAAGGUUAGAGCAGCCAACACGAAGACCAACAAGUCUUCCACCAUCUAUGGCACCGACUCAUAUGUCGUCUCUCUGGCUUCAAACCCUUCUGGUAAAGGAUUUUUAUCUGGUCAUGCUGACGGGUCUAUUGUGAGAUUCUUCUUCGAUGAUGAAGGCACUGGUGACCAGCAGGGUAAGAUCAGCACCCACCCUUGCCCUCCCUACGCCCUGGCCUACUCCCAGAAUGCCAUAGUGGCUGCCGGCUGUGACAAGCGCAUAAUUGCGUACGGUCGGGAAGGCCGGAGCUUCCAGCACUUUGACUACAGUCGUGAUGAUGAUGAGCAUGAGUUCACUGUGGCUGUGUGUAGCCCCAGUGGGCAGUCCAUUGUGGUCGGAAGUUAUGACAGGUUGAGGGUGUUGAACUGGAGUCCACGUCGCCAGAUGUGGGAUGACCCCAAGGUGAAGGACAUUCGUAACCUGUACACCAUCACUGCACUGGCCUGGAAGAAGGACGGAGCUCGGGUCACAAUUGGCACACUGUGUGGAGGCGUGGAGCUCUUUGACUGCUGCCUGAAGCGUACGAUCUACAAGAACAAGUUUGAGAUGACCCACGUGGGCCCCAACCAGGUCAUUGUUAAGAACCUAAGCAGCAACAUGCGCGUUGUGCUCAAGUCUCAUUAUGGGUACGAGAUCGAUGAAGUGAGGAUCAUGGGAAAGGACCGAUACCUCGUGUCCCACACGUCGGACACCAUCCUGCUUGGGGAUCUGCAGCACAACAAGCUCAGUGAGGUCCCAUGGCAGAGUUCUGGUGGAAAUGAGAAGUACUACUUCGACAAUGAGAGUGUUUGCAUGAUCUUCAACGCGGGAGAGCUCACUCUUGUGGAGUACGGCAACAACGAGAUUCUCGGGUGCGUUCGUACGGAGUUCAUGAACCCGCACCUGAUAAGCGUGCGGCUGAAUGAGAGGAAGCAGCGGGGUGUGACUGACAACAAGAAGAUUGCCUACCUGAUGGACCUGAAAACCAUCGCUAUCAUGGACCUUGUGAGUGGAAUCAACAUAGGCCAGAUAAACCACGAGGCCAAGAUUGACUGGCUGGAGCUGAAUGAAACCGGUCAUAAGCUUCUGUUCAGAGACAAACGCCUCAGGUUGAACCUGUAUGAUGUGGAGUCCCAGCAGAGGUCCACCAUUCUCAACUACUGCUCGUACGUGCAGUGGGUGCCUGGCAGCGACGUUGUUGUGGCCCAAAACAGGGGAAAUCUCUGCAUCUGGUACAACAUCGAGGCCCCUGAGAGGGUCACCAUGUUCCCUCUCAAGGGUGAGAUAGUUCAGAUUGAGAGGACAGAGGGCAAGACGGAGGUGAUAGUGAAUGAAGGAGUCAGCUCCAUCUCCUACACCUUGGACGAGGGCCUGAUUGAGUUUGGAACGGCCACUGAUGAUGGAGAUCUCGAAAGGGCCGUAGCGUUCCUGGAGACCCUGGAGAUGUCGUCAGAGACAGAGGCCAUGUGGAAGUCCCUGAGCAAGCAGGCUAUGGAGGAUAGGCAGCUGAACAUUGCUGAGAGAUGCUAUGCUGCAUUGGGAGACGUAGCCAAGGCCCGCUUCAUGAAGGAAACAUUCAAGAUUGCAGAGGAGGCGGCAAAGACCAUGGGCGGGAACGGCUUCAACAACUACCGUGUGAGAGCCAGACUGGCUAUCAUGGAGAAGAAGUUUAAAGAAGCAGAGAGCAUCUAUCUGGAACAGAACCAUGUAGAUGAGGCCAUGGAGAUGUACCAGGAGAUGCACAUGUGGGAUGAGGCCAUUGAGGUGGCAGAGGCCAAGAGCCACCCUGAGCUGGACACAUUGAGACGCAACUAUCACCAGUGGCUGAUGGAGACUGGCCAGGAGGAAACUGCUGGAGAGCUGAAGGAGAGGGAGGGAGACUACCUGGCAGCCAUCAACCUGUACAUGAAGGCCGGCCUGCCUGCCAGAGCUGCACGCCUCGCCACAAGCAGAGAUGAACUGAUGUCCAACACUGACCUCAUAAGCCGUAUUGCCUCGGCCCUCAUUAAGGGUGAGCUGUACGAGAGGGCUGGAGACAUGUACGAGAAGAUACGAGACUCCACCCAGGCCAUGAGCUGCUUCAAGAAGGGAAAGGCAUACAGGAGGGCUGUGGAGUUGGCGAGGUAUGCGUUCCCUGCUGAGGUCGUGAAGCUGGAGGAGGAAUGGGGAGACUAUCUGGUAUCUCAGAAACAGCUCGACGCUGCCAUCAACCAUUUUAUCGAGGCAGGGUCCAUUCCAAAGGCAGUUGAUGCGGCUAUUAAUUCACGCCAGUGGUCCAAAGCUGUACAGAUUUUGGAGCUACAGGACUCCUCGCUUGCUGCAAAAUACUACAAAAAGAUUGCUGACCAUUAUGCUUCUAUCGGAGAGUAUGAGACAGCAGAGAAACUGUACGUAGAAGCUGGCAAUACUAGAGAGGUGGUCGAGAUGUACACAAAGGCGGGCAAGUGGGAACAGGCACACAAGAUGGCCUCGAGCUACAUGAAGUCUGAUGACGUGUCUGCCAUGUACAUCUCUCAGGCCCGACAGCUGGAAGAACAGGGCAAGUUCAGGGAGGCAGAGAAAUUGUUUGUGGCAGUGAAGGAGCCCGAUUUGGCCAUCUCGAUGUACAAGAAGCAGAAGAUGUACAGCGACAUGGUGCGCCUUGUGAAAGUGCACCACCCUGACCUGCUAGAGGACACAUACAUCCACCUGGCCAAGGAGUGUGAAGGGGAGGGCAACCUGCGUCAGGCAGAGCAGUACUACGUGGAGUCUGGGGACUGGAAGGCUGCUGUGAACAUGUACCGCUCACAGGACAUGUGGGACGAGGCACAUAGGGUUGCCAAAGCCCAGGGGAAUGCAAACGCCAGCAAGCAGGUAGCCUACCUAUGGGCCAAGAGCCUAGGAGGGGACUCGGCAGUGAAACUCCUCAACAAAUUUGGUCUUCUAGAUGCCGCCAUCGAUUAUGCUGCUGAAAACUGUGCGUUUGACUUUGCGUUUGAGCUGUCUAAGAUUGCCAUGAAGGAGAAGCUGCCAGAGAUCUUCCUCAAGCACGCCAUGUACCUGGAGGACGAGGGGCGGUUUGCAGACGCUGAAGCAGAGUUCAUCAACGCAAAGAAACCAAAGGAGGCGGUUCUCAUGUACGUGCACAACCAGGACUGGGACUCUGCCCAGCGCGUAGCAGAGGCUCACGACCCGGACUCAGUGGCCGAUGUUCUCGUGGGGCAGGCGAGAUUUGCCUUCGAGGCCAAAGAGUACGCCAAGGCGGAGACCUACCUGCUCCGAGCUCAGAGGCCAGAACUGGCUGUCAAGUACUACAGGGACUCUGGCAUGUGGCAGGACGCUCUACGGGUCUGCAAGGAGUACGUGCCACACAAGCUGCAGCAGCUGCAGGACGAGUAUGACCGUGAGAUGACUGACAAGUCCACCAGGGGCUCAGAGUCCAUGCUGCAGCAGGCCCGAGAGUGGGAGUCGUCUGGGGAGUACGCCCGCGCAGUGGAGUGCUACUUGAAGGUCACCACUGAACUAACCAACGACAAGGAGCUCCUCACAAAGUGCUGGCUGAAGGGGGCUGACCUGGCUAUCAAGUUUCUGGGACAGGACAAGGCCACCCGGGUUGUGGAGAUUGUCUGUCCACGACUGGUAGAGAUGAAAAAGUACACAUCAGCUGCAGAGUUGUACCUGAAUGUGGACAUGACAAAGGACGCCAUUGACAUGUUCAUAGCAGCCGAGGAGUGGAACAAGGCAAGAAAGGUUGCCAAGGAGCUAGAACCAAGGUAUGAGCCGUAUGUGGAGGAGCGCUACAAAGAAUCCUUGAAGAGCCAGGGCAGGGCUGAUGUGCUGGCCAGUGUGGACGUGGUGGGAGCCAUGGACAUGUACAUUGAGAAGGGGGAGUGGCAGAAGGCCCUGGACACGGCAGAACAGCAGAACCCCAAGGUUCUGCACAAGUAUGUGGCCCUGUACGCCACCCACCUCAUCAAGGGAGGUGACACACUGCGGGCCAUGGACCAAUACGUGCGCUACGGGGCCCCGGCUAAUGCACAGAACUUCAAUAUCUACAAGCGUAUCUUCAAUGACCUGAUCAACAUGAAGGAUCUAAACAAACCUGAGGCUUUCCGGACAUGGGCAGAUCUCAGAGAUAUGAUGCAUGACCUGACUGAGAACAUUCGCAAGUCCCCGGAAGCCAAUGGUCCAGACCACGAGGACUUUGAGAAGUAUCUGCUGAUCUCUCACUACUAUGCAACACGGUCCUCCGCCAUGGCCCACAAGUCCCUGGACUCCAUUGCCACAAAGUUGGCGGUGUCGUUGCUACGUCACACAGACAUCGUCCCCGCCGACAAGGCCUUCUUUGAGGCAGGCAUGAUGUGCAGGGCAAUAGGUUGGGACAACAUGGCCUUUGUGUUCUUGAACAGAUACCUGGACGUGUCAGAGGCCAUAGAGGAAGGCAGCCUUGACAUGAUAGACCACAGUGACUUCCAGAACACAGACAUCCCGUUUGAGAUACCCCUGCCAGAGAAACCUCAUCUCUCUUCUCAGCAGCAUGAGGAGAUCCGUGAGUGGGUUCUGGCAAUCUCCAUGGACCAGCAGAUAGAGCAGGUGCUGCCCACAGACAGCAGGGGCUGUUAUGCUGCCUCCCUCGUGGCUGCAGACUCUGGCAUCAAGUCCCUGCCAUGUGUGAUCACAGGCUAUCCAGUGUUGACAGACAAAAUGGAGUUCAAGUCCCCAGGCAAGGUCGCCAACAAGGAUGACUGGAACAAGUAUCUCAUGGCAACCAAGGUUUCACACAGUUCCGAGCUGCAGGAUGUGCUGAAGUUCAUAGGGACAUGGUGUGGGGCCACCCCAAACCCCAGCUAUUCAUUCCAGUAGAUGUCUCUGGCAGAGAACAUUUGGAAAAAAUACAUAGAAAAAACUUAACAAAUCCUGAAUUACACAGCAGUAACUGCUCUUUAGAUAACAUGCUUUGAACUUUCAUUCUACGCUACAUGCAGUUUUUGUAGUGACAAAAAAAGAAAUAACACACUUAAGUGAAUAUUCUUAAUUUCAAGUAUAGUGGUUGUGCAUACAUCUUUCAUAAAAUGGUACAAUUUGGUCAAACAUUAAUUAUUGAUUAUAUGUUUAUCAACACAGUGGUUGUUUUUUGUUUGCUGAUUAUUUUGUUUUGUGAUAUUUACUGUCUUGAAAAUAGUUCUAUCUAAGAUCUACUAUUUAUCAUACAAAUGAAUGGUGUGACUAUUUCUUUAAGAAAGAACAUGUUUUAAUGACAAUUGUUAUAAAUAUCCAUUUAUUUUACAAGUCCAGAGUGUUAUGGUGGAUGUAUUUGCCAGUACUUUCCCCCAGAACAGGACUUUCUUAUGUUAAAGAAAUAUUGAUAAACAUGAUACCGUGCUUUUGUUUGUAUAUUAAAUUAAAGUUUUUACCUUUGAAGCAACAAAGUAUAAUAACUUAAAUUUCGAUCACAUUCCGUCCAAGAUUAUAUAUUUUCUCAAUAGCUGUAUUUAUUAUUUUUGUAUGUUUCAUUUUCUCAAUAGCUGUAUUUAUUAUUUUUGUAUGUUUCUGCUAUCCGAAUAAAUAUAUUUCUUG